GCAGAUUUGUUAUCCCAGUGGAGGAUAAAAAGCUGUUCACUCACCCUGGUGUGGCUGCAGCUGCGGCUGGAUACCUUCUGCCUUUAGAGAAAGGCAAGUCUGUACAGAGAACUCAAUAGAGGAAUGUGAUAUUGUGUAGAAAGGCUGUGGUCAAUGGCUUCAAUCAAAAACAUCCCUUAUGGAUUCAAUGGAAAUUAUGAGACUGUCAUAAAAAUCAUUGGGAGCAAAUAUGUCAAAUACCUGGUAGAAAAACCUGAGCACAAAGCAAAAGAUGGUGUGAAAGCUGAAACCAAAUCCAUGUUGAGAACAUUAUCCCCAUGUCAUACAAGAAAGAAACAUGGAAACCCUUCAGAUGUUAAUAAGCCUCCUUGUCAACAAAUCAAUUAUAAGCUAAAUAAUGAACAGGACAAAAGUGAAAAAGAAGGACUCAACAAGUCUCAACAAGCAAAGACAAACAAUGACCAGUUUGUGGACAUUGAAGGUCUAAACCUUCCAAAUUCAUAUUGUGUCUCUGUUCCCUCUGGAGAUAAGUCUUUGUCCUACAUGCACACUCUUCAAAAGCCAUCCAUUGGAGCCCAGACUUUAAGGCAACAUGGAAAAAAACAGGACACCAUGCAAAAGCCAACUGAGACAUAUGAAGACAAUGAUUCCCUUCUGACAUUCCUUAAAAAGGAACUGGAGCCAUAUCCUUUGAGUCUGAUUACACUGGAAAAACUUCAGGAAGCAUGUAAGGUUUUGGAUCCCAGAGUUUCAGGGCUUCUUCCUCAGACACAGCUGAGCCACCUUCUUCUAAAGCAUGAAAUUCCUCUGCAACUACCAACAGUCAAACUCCUGUUCAAGACCUUUUCCAAGGCAAAUGACCGAGAACUGGUAAAUUAUGAAAACCUGGUCCACUGCUUAACUCUAGUGGCAGCAAGUAAAAUGCAGAAUUCAGGAGUCUUUCCACAAAAGAGACAAAACACAAAAAAUCACAGUGAAAGUUUUUGGACUCCAGAAUAUGCAUUCCUGGUCUUGAAGCAAAUAUUGAAGGAACAGAAGAAAGAACUAGACUUAGGAAAACUAAGUCUGAGUUUUCUGCAACAAGACAACAGUUGCUCAGGUCUUCUUUCAUUGUCUGAGACAGCGCUGAUUUGCAAAAAGCAUGAACUAACUCUUCCUCCUGGAAUUCUGGAAGCUUUGGUUAGCACUUAUGACAUUGGUAGAAGGGGCAAUAUACGAUGGAAAUCAUUUGUGGAGUUUCUAAAGGAAGUUCAGGAUGGGAUAGAUCCUUCCUUGCUUGUUUACAGAAAAGGAAACAAGGGAAAAAUUGAAGAUGACACUCAGCUGGAUAAAGGAGAGCACACCAAAACUUGGGAGCAAGAAAAAGAUUAUUCAUCUGACCCCAGUGAUUCUGAGGAACGAGAUGAUUGGAUAGACCGGUUCAGGAAACUGGAGAAAGCUCUCUAUUUGUCUGAUGUCAAAAACACAGGCAAGUUGAACAGAGAAAAGGCCAAACGCUUGAUCCAUAACUACAACCAAAUUUAUGAUCUGUGCCUUAGUCCACUGAAAAUUGACAAAGCCUUUCAACAUUCCCGUCCUGGUCAAGACAUGCCAUUGGAACCUCUGCUGCAUUAUUUAAAGGAGCUGUAACCUGUUUUUGUACUAUGGUUCACAUGACUGUAUUUCUCUUUUAUCUUAUGCUUAAUCACUUAUUGACAUUAUGUCUGAUUCAGUAUCUGUAAAGUUGUCAUUUCAUGCUAAUUCAAUAUUGAAUGCUAUGUCUGAGUGAAUUUCAAU
Sphaerodactylus townsendi is the source of this 1776-nucleotide messenger RNA. It is a transcript of the gene LG05H1orf87, whose product is annotated as linkage group 05 C1orf87 homolog. Lineage: Eukaryota; Metazoa; Chordata; Lepidosauria; Squamata; Sphaerodactylidae. The record is from RefSeq and is a predicted model, not a curated record. Bases 154 to 1629 code for a protein of 491 amino acids. The transcript is spliced from 12 exons.